Messenger RNA from Dermochelys coriacea (leatherback sea turtle), 6281 nucleotides. It is a transcript of the gene GRIK4, whose product is annotated as glutamate ionotropic receptor kainate type subunit 4. Bases 187 to 3066 code for a protein of 959 amino acids. Lineage: Eukaryota; Metazoa; Chordata; Testudines; Dermochelyidae. Gene Ontology annotation, molecular function: transmitter-gated monoatomic ion channel activity involved in regulation of postsynaptic membrane potential; kainate selective glutamate receptor activity. Gene Ontology annotation, cellular component: presynaptic membrane; plasma membrane; postsynaptic membrane. The record is from RefSeq and is a predicted model, not a curated record. Gene Ontology annotation, biological process: synaptic transmission, glutamatergic; monoatomic ion transport; modulation of chemical synaptic transmission. The transcript is spliced from 20 exons.
GCUCCUCCCCGGUGCUGCCGGACACGGUCUCUCCGCUGCUGCCGCUGCCGCUGCCGCUGCCGGAUCACGCCGAGCCUGCGGGAAAAGCCCCGGCUCCCGCCCGCUGCCCAGCCCGGAGCCCCGGGGAGCCGCUCAGAGUUAUGUCAUGCCCAGAUCACCACAGGGCUCCAUGAGGAUUUAUAGAAGAUGCCCCGGGUCUUGGCGCCUCUGGUGCUCCUUCUGGUGUGGCUAAUGAAGAUCGCUGCCAGCCCCCACUCCCUGAGGAUCGCCGCCAUUUUGGAUGACCCGAUGGAGUGCAGCAGAGGGGAGAGGCUGUCUAUUACUCUAGCGAAGAAUUGUAUUAACCGUGCACCAGAGCGAGCGGGGAAAGCCAAAGUGGAGGUGGACAUUUUUGAGCUGCUGAGAGACAGCGAAUAUGAGACAGCUGAAACCAUGUGCCAGAUUCUUCCGAAAGGGGUGGUAGCUGUCCUGGGACCUUCGUCGAGUCCGGCCUCAAGCUCUAUUAUCAGCAAUAUCUGCGGAGAGAAAGAGGUCCCUCAUUUUAAAGUUGCCCCAGAGGAAUUCCUCAAGUUCCAGUUCCAGCGAUUCACCACCUUGAACCUCCACCCCAGCAACACCGACAUCAGCGUGGCCGUAGCUGGGAUCCUGAACUUCUUUAAUUGCACCACUGCCUGCCUCAUCUGUGCCAAAGCUGAAUGCCUUUUAAACCUAGAGAAGUUGCUUCGUCAGUUCCUUAUCUCGAAGGACACCCUCUCAGUCCGGAUGCUGGAUGACAGCGGGGAUCCUACCCCACUCUUAAAAGAAAUCAGAGACGACAAAACCUCCACCAUCAUUGUACAUGCGAAUGCCUCCAUGUCUCACAUCGUCCUCCAGAAGGCAGCUGAACUGGGAAUGGCGUCAGCCUAUUACACGUAUAUCUUCACUAAUCUGGAGUUCUCGCUCCAGCAGCUGGACAGCUUUCUGGAUGACCGGGUUAACAUCCUGGGAUUUUCCACCUUCAACCAGUUGCAUGCUUUCUUCCAAGAGUUUGUCCAGAGCCUCAACCAGUCGUGGCAGGAGAACUGUGAUCAUGCUCCCUUUACUGGGCCGGCACUCUCUUCUGCCUUGUUGUUUGAUGCCGUUUAUGCUGUGGUGACAGCGGUGCAGGAGUUAAACCGGAGCCAGGAGAUUGGUGUGAAACCCCUGUCCUGUGGAUCCGCACAGAUUUGGCAACAUGGCACCAGCUUGAUGAACUACCUAAGAAUGGUAGAAUUGGAAGGUCUCACCGGCCACAUCGAAUUCAACAGCAAAGGUCAACGGUCGAACUAUGCCCUGAAAAUCCUGCAGUACACACGAAAUGGCUUCAGACAGAUUGGUCACUGGCACGUUUCUGAAGGACUUACCAUGGACAGCAGAAUCUUCUCCUCCAACAUAUCAGAUAGUCUCUUCAACACCACUCUCAUCGUCACUACCAUCCUGGAAAACCCUUAUUUAAUGCUGAAGGGGAACCACCAAGCACUGGAGGGGAACGACCGCUAUGAAGGCUUCUGCGUGGACAUGUUGAAGGAGCUGGCGGAGAUCCUGCAUUUCAACUACAAGAUCCACCUGGUUGGUGACGGGGUGUAUGGCGUGCCCGAGGUGAAUGGCACGUGGACUGGCAUGGUGGGAGAGCUCAUUGCUCGGAAAGCCGAUUUGGCAGUGGCUGGCCUGACAAUCACGGCUGAACGGGAGAAGGUGAUUGAUUUCUCUAAACCUUUCAUGACUUUGGGAAUUAGCAUUCUCUACCGAGUUCAUAUGGGGCGCAAACCUGGCUACUUCUCUUUCCUGGACCCCUUUUCUCCUGGUGUCUGGCUCUUCAUGUUACUUGCCUACCUGGCUGUCAGCUGUGUCCUCUUCCUGGUUGCUCGACUAACACCAUACGAAUGGUACAGCCCCCACCCCUGCUCGCAAGGGAGGUGCAAUCUCCUAGUGAACCAGUACUCUCUCGGCAACAGCCUGUGGUUUCCAGUCGGGGGUUUCAUGCAGCAAGGAUCUACUAUUGCCCCUCGAGCUCUGUCCACACGGUGCGUCAGUGGAGUCUGGUGGGCAUUCACCUUGAUCAUCAUCUCCUCCUACACAGCCAACCUGGCAGCCUUUCUGACUGUGCAGCGGAUGGAUGUGCCCAUAGAAUCAGUGGAUGACCUGGCUGACCAGACAGCUAUUGAGUACGGCACCAUUCACGGAGGCUCCAGCAUGACCUUUUUCCAGAAUUCCCGUUACCAAACGUACCAGCGGAUGUGGAAUUACAUGUACUCCAAGCAGCCAAGUGUGUUUGUGAAGAGCACGGAGGAAGGGAUCGCGAGGGUGCUGAAUUCCAACUACGCUUUCCUGCUGGAGUCCACCAUGAACGAGUAUUACCGUCAGCGCAAUUGCAACCUCACGCAGGUCGGGGGCCUUCUGGACACCAAGGGCUACGGGAUUGGCAUGCCAGUCGGCUCCAUAUUCCGAGAUGAAUUCGACCUGGCCAUUCUCCAGCUGCAAGAGAACAACCGCCUGGAAAUCUUGAAGCGAAAGUGGUGGGAAGGGGGCAAGUGCCCCAAAGAGGAAGACCACAGAGCCAAAGGUCUGGGAAUGGAGAAUAUUGGUGGAAUCUUUGUGGUUCUCAUAUGUGGCUUAAUCGUAGCCAUUUUUAUGGCAAUGCUGGAAUUUUUGUGGAGCCUACGACACUCUGAACAGACAGAGGUGUCUGUCUGUCAGGAGAUGGUGACAGAGCUGCGCAGUAUCAUCCUCUGCAAAGACAGUUUCCAUCCUCGGCGAAGGCGAGGGGGGAUGAUACGGACUCGGCCCAUUAUUGCGGAGGAACGCCGACCCUGCAGUACAACCACUCUCAGCAACGGGAAACUAUGCGGUGGUGGUGAGCCAGACCCGCUGGCGCAAAGACUUGCACAAGAAGCCGCUCUGGUGGCCCGAGGCUGCACGCACAUUCGGGUGUGCCCAGAGUGUCGGAGGUUCCAGGGCCUCCGGGCACGGCCUGCUCCAGGUUCACUUGCACAAAGCGAAGAGAGCUUGGAAUGGGAGAAAGCCACCAACAGCAGCGAACCCGAGUAGAGUGGGGCAGGGGUGGGCAAAGAAACUCAUGUUCCAUUUUACAGAACAUGGACUUGUACGAUGUCAGACUUGUUUUUAAAUUAAAAGCAGUUAUCAAGAUCAAGACAAACCUUCAGGCUGAGAACCAGAACCAGCCAGAGAUUUUUGAUACCUCUCCUAUCUAAGAGGACAUUCAUUCCACUUGGAUUCUGAACCACUAGGUGAAAGAUUCUCUGGUUGGCCUGUCUCCAGCAGCUUUCCUCCACCUCAAAAAUCUGGUUUUGGGGUAGGUCCGACACACACAGAGGGCAAUUCAUAUACCAAAAAUGCCCCAACUAGGGGGGGAAGAGUCAUUGUCAGAACUAUCCCAUCCUAAGAUAGGAGAAAAGGACACUAGUGUCAUCUGUCUUGAUCACACAGACUCAGUAGGGAUGUUCUCUGGGAGGUAUUUUUAUUUGAUGGGGUGGGGGGAGGGGAAGAGAGGAGUAAUCUAUUUUAUUUUAUUUUAUUUUUGGUACAUCAGGGCCUGGAGUCUCCAGCACACCAGAUUUCAGGUGCUGAACUCUCCCUCCUUUGCAGCGAUGUGGCAUGUGGGGCGUGGAAGGGAGGGACAGGAGAUGAUUCCCAAACAGAAGCAGCGGAUGAAAUGAAAGUCCAUUCAAGGAGUUAUUAAAAAUAAAAAUGCCAAAAACCAACCAACACACACAGUGAAUUCAAAGAGGCCUUGAAACACCUGGAAUUUCAGGGGUUCUCUGUCUUUUUUUUGUUUGUUUUUUUCUGUCAGGGAGGGUGAGUAUGAAGCAUUGAGGAAGUUGUAACUGGCAGGUGGUGUUGGAUCCCAUAUGCUCUCUUAGGAAUGCUGCCUUUUCCCCCCAGCAGAGGGCAGUUGCACUUACUACCCAUUGUCACGGGCUUCUGAAAGUACAGUUGUAGACAUCAUGAUAGAAACUGGUGCUCAUAGGUACAACAUUCCCAUCCUAUGAACCCUUAACACUGUCCCCAGGCUCAGUAGCUGGGCCUGCGUGUGACCCAGGUGGCAUCUGGGAUCUGCAGAUUUCCUUGCUACCAAAUGUCCUUGAAUGAAGGUCAUGGGGCAGAGAGGUCAGGUUCAAUAGGAAGAUUACUCUGGGUCUUCAGUGAGAAAAUCCUUCCUUCCACAGCAGCAGCAGUUUGCCCUCUGCUUGGUACAAAUGUGGGGUUUACAUUGAAGAGUUUAAUUUUCUGAUUGAAAAACAAAAUUCUAUGCAAUUUCUGAUUGUGAAAUUAAAAGGGGAGAAGUUAUAGGGGGUGGUGAUAAACACAAACCUUGAGCAAAGGUAUAUCCUGUUGAAUUUUUUUAUUUCUUUUUAUUUUCAAUGUACUGAAAUAAAAGAUGUCCUUGUACAAUUAUGAUUCCCCCUCCACACUUUUAAAGAUUUGAGGCAGUUUGAGUUCCAUCACUCAUGGAUGCAGCCCAACAGCGCCCCCAGGGGAUCAGAGAGGUACUUCCAGCCCACUUGAUCUUCACUGCAGCAGGUUGCUGUUUUGGCCUCUGCAAAUUUCUAGCUACUUGCAUAAUACCUAAAACCUCUGUUGCUGUCAUUGUCUGUAAUCACUCCCGAAGAAAACAAAGGAAAAAAAGCUGGGCAGGACACAUGGUCACUUUAGAAAAAAUAACACAAUCCCCUUGGCCCUAUGCUGCAGUGAGAUCAGAACAACGCAAGCCACAGCUCUUUUAAACCAGAUUGCUGGAAAAGGGUCUAGCAUAGUUUCCCUACACAUAGGAUUCCCUGUAGCAGAUCAGACCAAUGGUCCACCUAACCUGUAGACAGAUACUUUACAGGUGGGUAUAAAGAACCCCAGAGAAUGCAGAUACCAGCAAUGGGCACUGAAGAUUAUUACAUAGUAGCUCUUUUUGGCAGCACCCAAAAAAAAAAAGAUAAGGGAACAAUCCCUGCUCUCAGUGAGGGUCUCUGGCCUGGGUUAUGCAGGAGGUCAGACCAGAUUAUCAUAAUGGUCCUUUCUGAGCUCAGAAUCUAUGAAUCUAUGCAGAUCCCACAUUCUAAACAAAACAAGCAAACAGAGCUGGGAGGGUAGAGACAAAUUGAAAUGUACCCAUAGAGUGAGCAUGUGAGAAUUGGCCACUUUCUGAUAAUGCAAUGUUCCAGUAACAGGGCCAGCUCCUUAGGGUCUGUAAAUCAAAAUAAUUCCAUUAACUUUAGAGCUACACACAUUUACACUGAGGAUCUGGCUCAUAAUGCUUUUGGGGUUCUUGGCUGGAAGCAGGAGGGGUGAGUCAAUUCAAGACUACCCCCAAAUACACCAAAACCUUGCCACAGUCAGUUGUGGCUAGUUACUUGUUGACAUCGUAGAAGUGAGUCUUGGGGAGAAGAGAGCAGUGGCUUUGCCGAGCAGCUCAGGCAGGGUGUCCCGUGCCUGGGGGCAGUAUGGGAGAGGUAGACAAAAAGGACCUGGGUUGGCAAGCAUCACUAGCAGAAUAGCAGGGAUGGGGAUUGGAAGAGACCAGAAAGUUAUGGAGUAACCUGCCCUUAGGAGAAGAUUUGUCCUAGCCCCAUCAGAUAUUGUUCGCUUCUGCCCUGAGAAGGGAAGGUUGGGUGGAUAGCUGCUUAAAAUCUCUCUGGAACCAUUUAGCUAGAAGGUGGGGAGGAAGGAAAAAUAUAAUCCCUUUCCUUCUUGGGCAGGGAAGCCAUGCUAGCAAUGUGUGCUUUAACAUGGUCACAGCCAGCAUUCUUUUGAUGCAAAUAUGGACAGGGCCUAAGUCAGAGUUCUGCUCAGUGUGUGCAGAGAGAACCAGCCCCUCAAGUGAUGUACAUUAAUGUAGCUAUAUUUUGUCAGUGGGUCAGGGGCAGCUUACACCAGCUGAGGGUUUGGAGCAAAGUCUGAGCGUAACCCACAUCUGCUCAGUGUGGCACUCUGUCCACUCUCUACUGGUGUCUAGGCCAACCAGAGAUUGAAAAGCCUACUACAGGAUUAGCUAAGAGAAAUGUGGCUGUCUGCUCAUGCAGUAGCACCACAUGCAUUUUGCUCAAGAGGUCCCAGGUUUGAUCCCUGCUGAUGACAUCCAAAAUGGUUGGUAUUACAAGUAAUAGCUCAUACAGGGAACUCAACUCAGGGAAAUCUCUGAAGUAUCCUGCCUCGGGGGAGUAUGUAAUCCUGCUUACUUGGUGUGGCACUCUGUCCCCUUAUAGCAGUGGCUAGGCUAGGUAGCUAUUGAGGAGCCUGCUAUAGCCUUAGCU